Molecule: messenger RNA, 4649 nt
Organism: Choloepus didactylus (southern two-toed sloth)
Lineage: Eukaryota; Metazoa; Chordata; Mammalia; Pilosa; Megalonychidae
Gene: THAP4
Product: THAP domain containing 4
Exons: 5
Coding region: 328-825 (165 amino acids)
Source: RefSeq, a predicted model, not a curated record
CUGCCUGGGUCGGUUUUUCUCUCCUCAGUCUGCGUCCUGUCCAGCAGUGUGCUCUCUGCUCAAGGCACUAACUCCUCAGGCCUGCUUCUCAUUCAUAAAGUUCAGCCUGAUCUUCUCUGAAACUCCUUCCAGCAUUCAACUGUCUUCCCAGAGGAAGGUCUAAGCCAAGCUCGGGUGUAGGGAAACUACAAUUCCCAGAAAGCUCUCUGCAGACUUGGCGUUCACUUCCUGCAGAGCCGCUCAGCAGCCAGGUGCAAACAUUUCCGUCAAUAGGCAGAAAACAACCUUGAAGAACCUUGGCGUGCCCAGGAUUUAGAAAACUUAGGGAUGGAGCCCCCCGAGAUGAACCCAGUGCUGGAGCCGCUGUCCUGGAUGCUGGGCACCUGGCUGUCCGACCCCCCUGGAGCCGGGGCCCUCCCGAUGCGGCAGCCCUUCCGUUACCUGGAGGAGGCCCACAUCUCCCACGGGGGCCAGCCCAUGCUCAGCUUCUCGUUCAGCGCCUUCCACGCGGACACCAAGAGGCCGAUGCACAGGGAGUGCGGCUUCAUCCGCCUCCAGCCUGACACCAACAAGGUGGCCUUCGUCAGCGCCCAGAACACAGGCAUCGUGGAGGUGGAGGAGGGCGAGGUGAACGGGCAGGAGCUGUCGAUUGCGUCGCACUCCAUCGCCAGGAUCUCCUUUGCCAAGGAGCCCCACGUGGCACAGAUUACCCGAAAAUUUAGGCUGAAUUCUGAAGGCAAACUUGAACAGACGGUCUCCAUGGCAACCACUACACAGCCCCUGACGCAGCAUCUUCACGUCACCUACAGGAAGGUGACACCCUAGGAGUCAGGCAGAGCUCAUGCUUGGGCAGGGGCAGGGCGACGGCCCGAAGGUCGAAGGUCACAGCUGCUUCUCCCAUGACCAGCGGCCUCAGGGCAGAGGCCCCUGGAGCAGAAGCGCGUGUGGCUGGAUGCGUCCCUGGGCUCAGGAGAUGCUCAGCACUCCUGUGCGGCACAGAGAAACCAAAUAAAAGGCCUUUAUUUUUGUGGCUGAGGAUUUUGAAUAUCAUCGCUGUGUGGACUGUUUCUUCACCUGCUGGUGACGAGGGGCUUUCCCAAGGCUUAUCCCCGAGAAGUUAAGGGAGGGGACUCUCUCCUCCUUCCCUUGUCCUUUUUCCUUCCUGCAGUUUGACAAGAUCUAAAAUAUUUAUAAAUCUUCACUAGAGGAGUAGUCGAUGAUAAGUCGAAGAGAAGAUGGGGCCAAACGGGUGGCUCUGUAUGGUCACCUUUAAAAGAGCCAAGCGGGCUUCAGGAUUCGUUCCACUGACGAGGGCUAGUUCAUUUAAUAUGUAAGUUUUAUUUUAUAAUUCUUUCAUAUAAUGUUCCUCUCGUUUUUGUUUUUACCAUGAAAGUUUCCAAACAUACACUCGCCCCUUGUACUUGUUGCCCACCUUCAACCACAGACAGCAUUUUCCCCACGCUAGUUCCAUCUUUUCCUCCACUUGAUUUGUUGCAUUAUUUUUAAGCAAAUUCCAAAUAUGAUGUCAUUUACCCCUAAAUGCUUUAGCGUCUGUCUAAACGUGCCACCGUAUCAGAAGCACACCAUGCGACAGAGUCAGCCAGCAGGGCCCGUGAGGCGAGGUGGGUGCUGGGCCCCGCGGGGAGGGCCUGCGGGAGGGCUUUCCUCCCGGGCUGGGACAGGGGCCGCCGUGUGCCGGGUUCUCGCUGGGACCCAGGUCUCAAGGCAUGUUGGGGCUGCUGGGUGUCCCAGAGUAACCUGGAGACGGAAUUGGAGCCAUCUCUGCACUGGGUGACACUGGGUGAUGCUGGAAAGGCCUGGAAGCACUGCAGGCCCUCCCCUUCCUCCUUCCGGGCCUCCGCCUGGGUAUCGGCUGGCAGAGCCCACAUGCCCACUGGCUGGAAGGGGCCGGCUCAGGGUGGGGGGUCCUGGAGCGAGACACUGCCGCGGUGCCGUCCAGAGCCCAAUGUCUCCCGACACCCAGCAGUUCGUUUGGCCUCAGGGCCACACCUCGAGUUGGUGUUCCAUCUCCUAGGAGCCUUCUCAUCUGCUGCAAGUCCCUGUCAUCUCUCCUGUGCCACUGGCGUGCCGGGGAAGCUGUCACUGCUCAGGACAGGCGGAUGGCCUCCUUGUUGCCCUUGGCCUGUCCCCCAGCCCUGGCUGCCACCUGGGGCUGGGCCGACAUGCUGGUGAGUGCAGCGCCCGCUCCAGGCCUGCCCGGUGCCGGUCCCGCUGGGGCGGGGGCCCCCCUGCCUGCCGGCCUGGCUCUACUGGUGCUGACCGCCUGCCCAUUUACUCCAGUCCCCAUCAGCCUUUCACCCCAGAGCGCAGCCAUUGCGGGGGCUCCACUCAGGCUGCCAAACAGCCACCUCUGCUGUCGUUACUUCCACCUCCAGUGCCGGCACCCUCCGGGAGAGCUUUCCUUCACCCAUUAGGAUAAAUUUGGUUAUCCCGAGACAGGUUCUACCAGAAAGCAGCAUGGUGCUUCCUUCUUUCCCUCUGCCAACCGAUCUCGGAGAGAGGAGGGCCCAGCGACCUCCGCGGCUGGUGGAUGAGGACUUUCCCAGCCACUGAGCUGCCCCCUCCCGCCACCACGGACCCAAGAUCUCUGUGGAUAUUGGGUGUGAUUUUAAUCAGGCACAGGCUCUUUAUUCGGAGUGGGGGGGUAUUUAAAUCAUCCCAUACGUGGCCAGAGGGGCCCCCGUGGGCCUGUGUUUCCACCAGCCUGGCCAGGAGGGAGCUGGGCAUUGGCAUGGGAUACGCACGGUCUUGGAAAGAAAAUUGAGUUCACACUAAUCUUCCACUCAAGUUUGAAGAUUAUAGAUUUUUUUUUUUAAUUUAAAUCCUUUGAUCUUAUUUCUCUUAAGUUGAAAUUUUUAGUUCUUGACAUUAUUUGCUUUAUUCUACAGGAUGUAGAUAUAAUUACUUCAAAAUAAUAAUACUUGUUAACAAUAAGGCUGCUGCUGGGAGUGUGAUUUUUCUUUGGUUUUCUUUUGUACUUUUCCCAUGGAAGACAUGUCAAAACACUAUUAGAAGUGGAACAAUUGUUUUCUCUGUGGUUUCAGAAGCUACUUGCACAAGUCCAUUUGUAUCUGUUUAAUUUCUAGAGGUUGCCUUCUUGUUGAAGUAAUUUUUGAUUAUAGAAAACAUUUUACAUGACUAUCAUCAAGACCAUAAGAGGGUGCACUCAGCAGAGCCUCGCACACGUGCCCUCCUCCCUCAGUAGGUCACCAUUUCCCCUGAAAACAGAAAUCUGUCGAUACACGGGUGUGUGUUUCCCUGCCCCAUCGCCACCUCUCAGCCUCGGGUGUGUGGCACCCCGGGGCCCUCCCGCGGCCGCUGCCUGGCUCACCCUCAGCCCUGCGGUGGGCUGUCUCCAGGGUCUCGGUGGAGAACCCUGCAUCUGCAUUUCGGAUGGUGCCAGCGUGUCUUUGGGGAACUUUCCGGAAGUGAGAUUGUCAGCAACCACAGAGCACUGUCUCGGGCAUGGCCGGCGCUGCCUCCCGGGGGCCGCACGUGUUGACCCCCCACCCCCGCGUGGCGCCACCACAGCAGCGUGUUGUCAAAGCUUGGGUGCGGGCCAACCUAGCAGGCGAGAAACGGGAUCUUGGGAGUGUUGGGGUUGGCGCUUCUCUUAGUGUAGACCUUUUUAUUCUUGGUUUUCAGAGCUCAGGAAAUAGGAAUAUUAACCCUAAUGAACAUCCCUAAUUUUAAGUUACAAAUAUUUUGAAACUGUUAAAAGUUACAACUGUGAUUUGUCUGUUGACUUUGCUUAUGGGAUGUGUGGUUUGCUUGGUUGGUGUUUGGUCAGGUAAAAUGUUUUACUUUUUUAUGUAGCUAAAUAUAUUGUUCUUUCUAAUUGUUCUUGGAUUUUAAAUCAUUUAGGAAGGUCUUUCCCAUUCCCCAGUUGCAAAGGAACUCACCCAUCUUUUUUGGUAUUGUGUGGUCUCCUUUUGCUGUUGAGCUUUGAUCCAUCUGCAGUUUGUCUUGGUGUGGAGGGUGAAAUGAACACCCGACUUCGUCUUCCUGCGGGUGUAACAGUCGUCUCAGCUUCACUCACUCACAGGCCGCCGGGCAUGUCGCGGCGUCUGGGCCUGUCCUGGCCGCGCUGCCUGUUCUUCCCCAUCUGAACUUCGGAAUUAGCUCAUUUAGCUCCAGGAAAAGAUUUCGAUAUUUUUAUGGGAAUUACAUUAACUUUACCAGUUUACUUACAGGAGUUCGCCCUCUUUAUAACAGUUUCCGUGGGCAGGAACACUGUGUUUCUUUCGUGUUCAGGUUCUACUUUUGUGAGGUUAGGGGGUUUGUGGUGUUUUCCUCGGAUGGGGUUUCACAGCUCCUGUUGGUCUGUGCUCAGGAACGUCCUCCAGGCUGUGGACGGGGUCUGCCCCUCUGCUGUGUCUUUAACGGAGACCUUGGCUUGAGUAACUUUUGCCACCGUUCUGAGCUCUCUCACUUUGCAACCUACCCUCUCAGGCUGGAAACACACGGGUGCCCGGAGCCUCGGGCAGUGCCCCGACCCCGGCCUCCUGCCCCCACUCCCCUCCCUCCAACUCUCGUCCCACCUGAGGACCUGGGGACACAGCCACACUGACCGUACUGGGCAGCCCGUGCAACUUCAUAUCCGUGACACCCCAGGGCCCCAUGUCUGU